AUGUGCGGAGUUUCGUCUUGCUUCACCGACUGCGAGAUGGAGACUUGUCAAGAAGUACCGUCUAUGUUUCUUGUGCUUGAGUUCCAGGCACGUAGUUCGAAAGUGUACCACCAAGUCCAGAUGCCAUAUAGGCAGGCUUCAAUGUCAAAGGCUGGACAUGGAAGCCCCACGAGGCCUCAACCAGUACUCAACAAUGGCAAGCAGCCCUCACCGGAACCAAGAAGCCAACAGCCAACUCAACAGAUGAACUUAAGUUGUGUUAACACUAAGACAACGCAACUAUUGUUUCGGAUCCUGCCAGUGACGCUUUAUGGGCCGAACCGUCGAGUAGAGACGUACGCACUGCUUGACGAAGCAUCACCGGUAACCAUGAUAGAUGAAGUGCUACUCAAGGAUUUGGGCGUUAAUGGAGAACGCAACUUGAAGUACGAAUUGAAGAAUGUGCAUGCAGUGGAUGGGUUAGAUCUGCCGAUGCAGACCUUGAAUCAGGACUACCUCCAAGUAAUCAUUCCGCAACCACGUUUCCCUGUUGAGGCAUAUACUAACGCCGUGCCUAGGAUUCUAAUAGGCCUGGAUCACAAGUACCUUGUCGUGCCAUCCAGCACCUGGGAAACCUCCAAUAGGGGACCGUACGUGGCCGUUACUAGGUUAGGAUGGGAUGUUUCUGGGACGUUCCACAAGCAUCAACAUACAUCUGCGCCAAAGCCAUGCCUAUUUGCAGCAACGGACACCGAUGAAGUUCAUAAGAUGGUCAGCGAAUACUUUAAACUGGAGAACAUGGGGGUGAAGCCAACUCCACCAGCCCCUUCAGAUGACGACAUACGGGCACAAAGUAUUUUGAACGAGACGACGGUAGAAUUACUCGGGCGGUACCAGACGGGAUUAAUCUGGAAACGCGACAACGUAAAUCUACCUUCCAGUUAUAAAAUGGCGUUAAAUAGGUUGGAAACUGUUGAAAGAAAAAUGGAAAGAGAUAAACAGUUUGCCCAAGAGUAUAAAGGAAUGAUAAACGAUUACAUAAGUAAAGGAUACGCUCGACGUGUAGAGCGAGAAGAAGACAUUGCAGUCGGCAGCGGCAAAAUAUGGUAUUUGCCGCAUUUCGCAGUGACGAACCCGAAUAAGCCAGGGAAAAUUCGGCUAGUCUUUGACGCGGCUGCCAAAGUGGGCAACGUGUCACUGAAUUCAGAGCUAUUAAAGGGACCACAGCACUAUAGGCCGCUUUUUUCUGUUCUAUUCCAUUUCAGAGAAGGAGCUGUUGCGGUCACCGGAGACAUCAAAGAAAUGUUCCUCCAGAUCUAUGUACAGCCCCAGGACCGACGUUCUCAACGGUUCCUGUGGCGGGAUGGACAACGAGAAGCUGAUGUGUACGAGAUGCAGGUGAUGACCUUUGGAGCUGCCUGUUCUCCAAGUGCCGCACAUCAUGUCAUGACGCUAAAUGCGAUGCGUCACCAACAAGUAGACCCACGAGCGGUCAAAGCUAUUACAGACUAUCAUUAUGUGGACGAUUAUGUGGACAGUUUCGCCACUGAGGACGAAGCUAUAUCAGUCUCUGCCAGGGUCAGAGACAUACACAAGACUGGAGGAUUUGAGCUACGCCGAUUUCAAUCCAACUCACCUAAGGUUGUGGAGUCCUUGGGUCAAGAAGGAACCACCAACCCAGUUGGGUGGGCUGAAGCAGAGGAGAAAAUUCUUGGAUUGUAUUGGCAGCCAGCGACCGAUGAAUUUAGGUUUAACGUGAAGUACCAGAGGAUCAAGCACGAUGUGCCUACCAAGAAGCAAUUCCUCAGUCUAAUCAUGUCAACGUUAGACCCGAUGGGGUUCCUGAGUUGUUUCACCAUUACCGGCAAGUUAUUAUUACGCGAGAUUUGGAGAAGGAAUGUUUUAUGGGAUGAACCGUUGCCAAAAGAACUCAACAGCGCCUUCCAGAAAUGGCGCCAUCAGCUAGAAGGAGUGGGUCUGUUCCGAUGCCCGCGUCACUACUUUGGAUCAGAAAUGGUGAAGUCAAUAAAAUUACAUGUCUUCACUGACGCCAGUGAGUCGGCGUACGCGGCUGUGGCCUACUGGAGGGCCACCUACCAAAAUGGGGAUGUACAAGUGAGUUUCGUUUGUGGUAAAACGAAAUGCGCUCCGAUGAGAACCAUGUCAGUUCCACGACUGGAGCUGCAGGCAGCGGUGCUCGGUACACGCCUGAUGAACGCUGUGAAGAGUGGACACUGCAUGGAGACGGAAGAUGCCAUUUUAUGGACAGAUGCCAAAACGGUGCUGCGUUGGAUAUGCAGCACUCAUAGACGUUAUAAGCAGUUCGUCGGUAACAGAGUCACAGAAAUCUUAGAAUCCACAGAUGCUUCCCAGUGGAGAUGGGUCCCUACCGCGGACAACGUGGCGGAUGAAGCGACGAGGCCACAAGGGCAAGUUGACUUUAGCCAGAAAUCGCGAUGGAUGUGCGGGCCUAAAUUCCUACAGCAGCCGCAAGAUUUGUGGCCCCAAUCAACUACCGAUCUGACAGACAUUGAGGUUGCAGCCGACGUCGAAGAGUCACCGUGUGAGUUUGCCUUGGUGGUUGCUAACGACGAAUUUAUACAAUUUCAGAGAUUCUCGGAGUACAACCGACUGUUGAGGACUAUGACUUGGGUUCUCCGAUUCGUGUGUCGGUGCCGUCGUCAGCAGCACGAACAUGGAAAAUAUGGAUUGACUGCAGCCGAAUGUGCGGAAGCCGAACUCGUCUUGGUUCGUGUUGCUCAAAGGGAAGCGUUCCCAGACGAGUUGCAUCGCCUAUAUGCAAACAGACCAGUCCAGCCGACGAGUGAGCUGAAGGGACUGCUACCCUACGUUGACGACUUAGCGAUUCUACGCGCAUCUGGGAGAAUCGAUGCGGCCCUGUGUUUACCGUAUGGGGCGAGAAGGCCCAUCAUUCUCACGCAUAGGCACCCACUGACGGAUUUGAUCGUUCGUCACUACCAUGUAAGGAUGAAACAUCAGAAUGUAAACGCAACUAUCACCGAGAUCCGCAUGAAGUUCUGGAUAACGAAAGUGCGCCGGGUACUGCAGCGGGUUAUCCGGAACUGUGGUGUGUGCAAACUCCAGCGUGCAACCCCAACCCCACCUUUAAUGGGUCCGUUGCCUGAAGAUCGCCUAAAACCGGGUGGAUGGCCAUUUGAGUACACUGGUUUAGACUAUUUCGGACCACUACUUGUGACGGUGGGUCGACGCCAAGAGAAGAGGUGGGUGGCUCUAUUCACCUGUUUAAGAACUAGAGCAAUUCACCUGGAGCUAGCCCACGAUUUGUCAACAGACUCCUGCAUACUUGCGAUGAGGAAUUUUAUGUGCCGCCGAGGACCAGUAAGAAAGCUGGGUAGUGACAAUGGGAAGAAUUUCAUCGGCGCAGACAGGGAAGCCAAACGGUUUACCGACGUUUUUGAAGCAGACAAGAUCCAGGACGAGCUUGCUACCCGUUGUGUGGAGUGGAUUUUUAACUGCCCUCUCAACCCCGCGGAGGGAGGAGUCUGGGAGAGGAUGGUCCGAUGCGUAAAACGGGUAUUGGCUCAUACAGUAAAGGAUGUGGCCCCGAAGGAACACGUAUUGCAAAGCUUGCUCAUUGAGGCCGCGAACAUUGUGAACUCAAGGCCGCUAACCCAUAUGCCAAUUUCAGUCGAUCAAGAGGCACCUUUGAUGCCCAACGACCUACUGAAGGGGACGUCCAACAUUCCUGAUACACCCGCGGAGAGUGAAGAGUUGCCUAAACCGUGUGAAACCAGGAAGCAAUGGCGCAUGGCACGACUACUGAGGGACCGGUUCUGGAAGCGAGAAAUGGUGCGCGCGCACCCAGCCAAUCAGAAAGGAUGA
Messenger RNA from Drosophila willistoni, 3843 nucleotides. RefSeq lists its product as uncharacterized. The transcript has 3 exons. Gene Ontology annotation, molecular function: nucleic acid binding. NCBI's taxonomy places the organism in Eukaryota, Metazoa, Arthropoda, Insecta, Diptera, Drosophilidae. Gene Ontology annotation, biological process: DNA integration. The record is from RefSeq and is a predicted model, not a curated record. Bases 1 to 3843 code for a protein of 1280 amino acids.